Molecule: messenger RNA, 1453 nt
Organism: Dreissena polymorpha
Lineage: Eukaryota; Metazoa; Mollusca; Bivalvia; Myida; Dreissenidae
Product: scavenger receptor class F member 1-like
Exons: 6
Coding region: 99-908 (269 amino acids)
Molecular function (GO): scavenger receptor activity
Source: RefSeq, a predicted model, not a curated record
CGGGCCCGAGUUGUCAAUCUGCUUGCGGCCAUUGCUACGGUGUUGGGUCAUGUAAUGUCACAACCGGAAAUUGUAUUCACGGAUGCGAGCCCGGGUACAUGGGUGGAAAAUGCCUUCAGACGUGUACGAACGGGACAUACGGUGUCGGAUGCAAGAGCACGUGCGGGCACUGUGUACGUGGUACAGCGUGUGACGUCAGAAUAGGCGUGUGUGAGCACGGGUGUGAGAUUGGAUGGACGGGAGCAUUCUGUACACAGGAAUGUGCCAGUGGGAAAUAUGGACUUGCCUGCCUGAGCACGUGUCCGGAGUGUUACCAUGGUAACUGUGACAAGGUCACGGGGCGAUGUCAAGACGGGUGCGCUCCAGGAUUGCAUGGCGACCGCUGUUUGAAUGAAUGCGUCAACACCCAUUUCGGCAUAAACUGUAGCGGGGCCUGUGGACACUGCAAGCUCACAAGUGACCGAAUAUGUGACAUAAUUUCCGGCGAAUGUCUUCAUGGCUGCAAGACUGGAUAUAACGGAAGACGAUGUGAUGAAGUGUGCCCAACCGGUUUCUAUGGAGACGGAUGUAUGAAAUGCGGGGUGUGCGUUUCGGGGACCGUCUGUGACCCAUUUACCGGGCGAUGUCCACGAGGGUGCGUCGAAGGAUUCAUUGGCGACACCUGUCAUGAAACAAAGCCAUUUGUUGAUGAGGAUGGUCCACAAUUGAAGAUCUUUCUGGGCCUUAUGCUGACAAUGGUUGCGGUGAUAAUGUCCUCCGUAACGUUCUGUCUUGUCCUCAUUUGGCGUCGCGAGCACCUGCCGGAUAUGACUUCAGACGAUGCCAAAGAACAAGUGGAGGACAAAACGCAACAAAAUGGCUGCUUGUUGGUUGAUGUUGAAACUACCACGGACCUUGAUGAGAUGUAAAAGAAUAUAUUGAUGAACAAUAGAAUGUAUAAGAUUCGUUGUAUAAGUUUUUGUCAGCUAUGUCUAAUGCUGUGAAAAAAUGCGAAAAACUUUUAUGAGCUACAUGUUUUAAGUACUAGAUUCUAUGUCAAUGAAGUGGUACCAUGGAGUUUAUUUCUUAUAAAAGUUCCCAAUAAAUGAAUUAAAAGCACCAUAGAACUAUUUUUAAAACAGUGUACAUCAUAAAAAAAUAAUGCCUCAAAACUUGAGAUACAACUUUAUUCAUAGUAUAGGACUUGCAUGCUUUGCCAUUUACGCGUAGCGCAUUCUGUGUCUAAUCAUGUAUGGAAUGCCACGUCUUGAAGAGUUAUAUAAAUAUAUAGGCCUUUCAUAGCAACAAUGGAAGUGUAGUUGCCAUUAUGCCUUAUGUGAACAAAGAUUUAUGCACGUGUUUGUGAUGAGGUAGGUAUUAGGAUACAGUGCGAUUUGCAUACUACAUGCUAUGCACGCUUUGUUAUGUAUGCUUGAAUGACAAAUAGAUAAGUCUCGUUUUUCUUAUGAAUUAU